GUCCAUAGCAGGUUUUGUUCGUUGCACGUACCUGAGAAUGAGACAUUAUUUUUGGCAAAACAUGUGGACAUACUGUGGAUCGAGUAAGUCAGCCAAAAGCAGAGGACAGUAGAAGAACACUCAACAUUUAACAUUUAAACCGGACAUAUAUACAAAAAGACGCAUAUCAGAGGUCAGAAAAAGGCUUCCGAAGGAAUACAUGCUUGGUCAUUAGAAUUCGCAAAAAAAUAUGGUUGGCAGCAUUCCUCCAAGAAAUCCUGAGAAAUGUCUGUUUAAACCGCAGAGACCGGGAUCGUGGCCAUCUGCUCACAGAUAUGACACUGCUAGGAGAUACAAAAUAAAAGAAUGCAUCCAAACGCCAACCGCUGAUUUGCACAGUGUUGUUCCAAAGGGGAGAAAAUGCAUUCAUUAUAUUGCGUCGGUAAAAUGCUGGCCCAGAGUUUACAAAUCACAACAAGUUAUCAAAGAUUUGGUAGAAAGAUGCUCAUACUUUGAAGACAUGUUUGAAUUGCCUGGGAAACAACAAACAGAUCUAUUAGAGAUAGACAUUUACAUCGACAGCAAUAUAGAACUCGACCAUACCAAAUUGCUCGUGCGAUGUGAGAAAUCUGAAACAAAGGGCACAGAGUAUCUAAGCGUAUUCCAGAGGAAUGUGGCAGAAGAGUCAUUUUCAAUGAGAGAGAAAUUUUCUGGAAUAUUCAUUGACAAGGAAGGAGUGAAACUUGUAGAAGCAGUUUCCUCUGAGCAAAUAGAGGUAGUCGUAGCGAAUCGAGUGAAUAAGGAGUCAUUUGUCGAACAGCCACACCAGUUCGAAUUGCAACGGGCUAAACAGGAAUUGAGCUCCAUUCUCGAGCUUUUCGUAUUCGAAAUACUAACUGCAAAAUUUAACAAUUUAAAACAGUUUUAUCAAAAUAGGAUGCAUGAACCAAUCAAAGACGAAACAGGCGGCAGUAAUGAAUCAAGUACCAGCGAACUAGUAAAACAGCACAAAGACGAUGUAGAACAACUGCUCGGUGAAAUAAUUGCGUUCUUCAAACGGAGCACUUUGCCGGAAAACAAACGCCCGGUCGGCCUUGGAUUUGAGAAGAAAGAAAUUAGUGAAAAGGUGAAAGAGCAGCUGUUUGGCCUUGAUAAAACUAUUCGAGGAUGCGGAUACUGUCACAGUACAUUUAAUGUAAAUGUUGAAAAACUGUCCGACGAAGAAGAAACUAUGAGACGCCAGAAACACAUAACGGAGUUUUUAGAAAGAAAUGGUGUUACAAAAAUUAAAUUUAACAUCGUCUCCAAGUCAGUGGCCGAAUAUAAACGUGUAGGUGCCAGGAUAAGUGUUCCUCGGGCCGCACAACCAACCUUGUACCGUAAAGGAACGCUUGGAGGAUUUGCAUCUUUCAGUAGGGGUAAAGACGAAUCUUCAUGUGCGCUGUUCUCUCAGCAUGUCGCACUAGGUUGCAGUGCAAAAUUGUAUGUCGAUGGUGACAAUGGAAAGCUGACCGAGUUCGGAGAGAUAUUAGAAGAUACAUUACAAAUUGGAAGCUAUGAUAUAGCAGCUGCUAAAAUACACGACCAUCAUGUUCCACAAUGUGAUGUUCAAUUCAAGAACUCAGAAAACGCUCCACUCCCAGGAAAACUUAAUACACCAGCAACUAACAUCGAUUUACAGGAUCUUCAUGUCCACUUGUGGGGAUCGGUGUCGACACCUGGACUUGGAAUAAUAAAAAUUCCAAAAUUGAGCUAUCCUGAGAUGACGGAGACGUACAUGCAAAUAGAAGACAGAAACCCAUCCGAACGAAUGGCUGUUGAAGGUGACAGUGGUGCCAUAGUUUGUGCAGAUGAUCUUGAUGACGAACACGUCCAUGUUAUUUCAAUGCUGAUAGGUACAAAUACUGACAAAGAAAAACUUAAAGAUCCCAAUGAGAAAAGAACAUAUAUCGCUUUUCCUGUACAGAAAGGCGUCGAACGUUUACAAAUGAAGACAGGUGGUACAUUUUCGCUCAGGGGAGUUAGCAAGGAUGAGCAAAAUUAA
Messenger RNA from Mercenaria mercenaria, 2023 nucleotides. RefSeq lists its product as uncharacterized. The transcript has 9 exons. The coding region runs from base 230 to 2023 and encodes 597 amino acids. The record is from RefSeq and is a predicted model, not a curated record. NCBI's taxonomy places the organism in Eukaryota, Metazoa, Mollusca, Bivalvia, Venerida, Veneridae.